Messenger RNA from Cinara cedri, 560 nucleotides. Lineage: Eukaryota; Metazoa; Arthropoda; Insecta; Hemiptera; Aphididae. The record is from the annotation of a GenBank genome assembly.
AUGACAGAUGGACUUGAUGAUGAAAAAAAUAAUGUUUCUGAAACUGAUCCAGCUAAAUGGACUUUAAAUGUUAACACAAUCAAUUAUUUGGUUCCCAAUAAAGUUUCAUGUCAUUUAGACAGUAUUGAGUUCAAAUUGACUGGACGUAUGAUUGUUACACUAGUCUUGCCUUUAGAAGUGAUGAUCAAAUUCUAGGUUCUUGUCAUAAUAAAAAUUAUUUAGGAUUUCUUGAAUUACUCGUUAAAUUUGAUCCAUUCCUUUCUACAUAUAUUAAUAAGUAUGCAAAUAAAGACAAAGGAAAUGUAUCAUAUUUGUCGAAUACAAUUUGUUAUGAGUUAAUCUUUUCCAUGAAUAAAACUAUUUUAGAUAAAAUAGUUCAAGAAAUUAAAAUUGCCAAGUAUUUCUCUAUUAUAGUUGGCUAUACAUCAGAUAUGUCAAAAAUUGAUCAACUAACGGUUGCAUUAAGAUUUACAAUGCCUGAUGGUUCACCUAUUGAACUUUUUUGGGAUUUUUACCUUCUGUUGGUCAUAAAGCAGGAGAAAUGGAGUGUGCUGUACUAG